AUGGCUUCCACACUUGUGGGCAAACUUGUUCUCGUGAUGGUGGCCAUCCUAGGACUUUGGGCCUCCCAAGCCCGCUCGCGCGAGCUACACGGAGCAACCAUGUGGGAGAGGCACGAGCAGCGGAUGGCUCGCCAUGGGCGGGUGUACCAGGAUGACGCCGAGAAGGAGCGACGCUUCUCAAUCUUCAAGAACAACGUCGACUUCAUUGAGUCCUUCAACAAGGAUGGGAACAAACCAUACACGCUAGCCAUUAAUGCGUUCGUUGAUCUAACGAUCGAGGAGUUUAAGGCCUCAAGGAACGGAUACAAGCGCUCUUCCUCCCCGAGGCAGGUGAGCACUAAGCCAUUCAGAUACGAGCACGUGACCGCCGUACCAUCAAGCAUGGAUUGGAGAAAGAAAGGAGCCGUCAUGCCCAUCAAGGACCAAGGCCAAUGCGGAAGUUGCUGGGCUUUCUCUGCUGUAGGGGCCAUGGAAGGGAAUAACCAACUCACAACGGGAAAACUGAUCUCUUUGUCCGAGCAAGAACUAGUGGAUUGUGACACAAGUGGUGAAGACCAGGGUUGCGAGGGUGGCUUCAUGGACAACGCUUUUGAGUUCAUCAUCGGCAACCACGGCCUCACAACCGAGACUAAUUACCCUUACCAAGCUGUUGACGGAACCUGCAAUGCCCGCAAAGAAGCCUCUAGUGCUGCAAAAAUCACUGGAUACGAAGAUGUGCCAGCCAACAGCGAGUCUGCCCUUCUGAAGGCUGUAGCCCACCAGCCAGUUUCCGUGGCCAUUGAUGCAGGCGAAUCGGCUUUUCAGUUCUACUCCAGCGGCAUUUUCACGGGGGAAUGCGGGACCAAUCUGGACCAUGGGGUCACUGCAGUCGGGUACGGGACGAGUGAGGACGGAACCAAGUACUGGUUGGUCAAAAAUUCGUGGGGCACCGGAUGGGGCGAGGAGGGAUACAUUAGGAUGAAGAGGGACAUCGAUGCUAAGGAAGGUCUUUGUGGCAUCGCCAUGGAGGCUUCAUAUCCAACUGCAUAA
This is a messenger RNA of Eucalyptus grandis, 1029 nucleotides long. RefSeq names its product senescence-specific cysteine protease SAG39. The record is from RefSeq and is a predicted model, not a curated record. NCBI's taxonomy places the organism in Eukaryota, Viridiplantae, Streptophyta, Magnoliopsida, Myrtales, Myrtaceae. The transcript has 3 exons. The coding region runs from base 1 to 1029 and encodes 342 amino acids. Gene Ontology annotation, cellular component: lysosome. Gene Ontology annotation, molecular function: cysteine-type endopeptidase activity.